Molecule: messenger RNA, 3692 nt
Organism: Mobula hypostoma (lesser devil ray)
Lineage: Eukaryota; Metazoa; Chordata; Chondrichthyes; Myliobatiformes; Myliobatidae
Product: zinc finger protein 850-like
Exons: 3
Coding region: 449-2956 (835 amino acids)
Biological process (GO): urogenital system development; embryo development; regulation of transcription by RNA polymerase II
Cellular component (GO): nucleus
Molecular function (GO): DNA-binding transcription factor activity, RNA polymerase II-specific; RNA polymerase II transcription regulatory region sequence-specific DNA binding
Source: RefSeq, a predicted model, not a curated record
CUUUACCCAUUGAUGUCUUUUGUAAAUCUUUUUGCAGGUUGGAAAUGACAAAAAUUGGUGAUUUGGAGUCUCAAAGUCAGUGACAUGUCAGUUUUACUGUCUCUGUCCAGGUUUUUAAAGAGUGACCAGAUACUUAUUUUGUGACACUUAUAUAUCGGUUGUUGAUCCUUGGAGACAAAGAAGUGUGUCAUCUCAGCUGGAAAUAUGUUUUGAAUCUGAAAUGAAAUUUUCUGUUGUAACUCAGUGAAAUCCACUGGAACCAGGGAGCUGAGAACAUAGCAGCAUUUGUUCACUAGAGAUCAGUUCUUCAACUGCAUUAAUUGAUUGUGUGAGGGAUUUACUAAGUCUGACUGAUUUAGCGAAUUGACGGAGAAUUGAUAUUAAACUGUGAAAGGGAUUCAUUCACUCAUCCCACCUACAGACACACCAACGAUUUCACACUGAGGAGAUGCCGUUCACCUGCUCUGAUUGUGGGAAGGGAUUUACUCGGUCAUCCAACCUACAGAGACACAAACGAAUUCAUACUGGGAAGAGGCCAUUCACUUGUUCAGACUGUGGGAAGGGAUUCACUCAAUCAUCUGCCCUACUGGCACACCAACAAAUUCACACUGGGGAGAGGCCAUUCACCUGUUCAGUAUGUGGAAAGGGAUUCACUCAGUCAUCUGCCCUACUGGUACACCAGCGAAUUCAUACUGGAGAGAGGCCAUUCACAUGCUCUGAAUGUGGGAAGAGAUUCAAUCGGUCAUCUGAACUGAAGGUACAUCAGCGAAUUCACACUGGGGAGAGGCCAUUCACCUGCUCAGACUGUGGGAAGGGAUUCAGUCAGUCGUCCAACCUGCAGAUGCACCAACGAGUUCACACUGGGGAAAGGCCAUUCACCUGUUCAGAUUGUGGGAAGGGAUUCACUCACUUAUUCAGCCUACAGAGGCACCAGCGAGUUCACACUGGGGAGAGGCCAUUCAUCUGCUCAGACUGUGGGAAGGGAUUCAGUCAGUCAUCCCACUUACAGACACAUCAACGAGAUCACUUUGGGGCGUGGCCAUUUGUCUGCUCAGACUGUGGGAAGGGAUUCACUCAGUCAUCGCUCCUACAGAUGCAUCAACGAGUUCACACUGGGGUGAGGCCGUUCAUCUGUUCGGCAUGUGGGAAGAGAUUCAGUCGGUCAUCUCACCUACAGACACACCAGUCAGUUCACACUGGGGAGAGGCCAUUCACCUGUUCAGUCUGUGGAAAGGGAUUCAGUCACUCAUCCAGCCUACAGAGACACCAACGAGUUCAUACUGGAGAGAGGCCAUUCACCUGUUCUGUAUGUGGUAAAGGAUUCACUCAAUCAUCUGACCUGCUCGUACACCAGCGAGUUCAUACUGGGGAGAGGCCAUAUACCUGCUCGGACUGUGGGAAGAGAUUCACUCAGUCAACCAACCUUGUGGCGCACUACCGAGUUCACACUGGCAAAUCUUACAUCGAGAAAGCUAUUGCUAUGGUCAGGCAGAGUGAGGGUGCUUGUCAGCAACAGGCAGAUCUGAAGCAUGACAAUGAUGUUGAGGUAAACGAGGUGCAGUCAGAAAAACUACAGAAAGAAAUGACAGUGGAGCUCAGCUCAAACAAAACAGACAAGCGAAACAAAGAGCAGGGGUUUAUUUGGUCAUCUGAACUGAAGGUACACCAGCGAGUUCACACAAGGGAGAUGCCAUUUAUCUGCUGUGAUUGUGGGAAGGGAUUCACCCACUCAUGCCACCUACGGAGACACCAACGAGUUCACACUGGGGAGAGGCCAUUCAUCUGUUCAGACUGUGGGAAAGGAUUCACUCAGUCAUCCAGCCUACUGACUCACCAGUCAGUUCACACUGGGGCAAGGCCAUUCUUGUGCUCUGAUUGUGGGAAGGGAUUCACUCGGUCAUCAUACCUACGGAGCCACCAAUAUGUUCACACUGGGGAGUGGCCGUUCACCUGCUCAGACUGUGGGAAGGGGUUUACUUGGUCAUCUGAACUGAAGGUACAUCAGCGAAUUCACACUGGGGAGAGACUAUUCACCUGCUCAGAUUGUGGGAAGAGGUGUACUCGGUCAUCUGAACUGAAGGUACAUCAGCGAGUUCACACUGGGGAGAGGCCAUUCACCUGCUCAGACUGUGGGAAGGGGUUUACUCAGUCAUCGGAACUUAAAGUACAUCAGCGAAUUCACACUGGGGAGAGGCCGUUUACCUGCUCAUACUGUGGGAAGGGUUUUACUCGGUCAUCUGAACUAAUGGCACACCAACGAGUUCACACUGGGGAGAGACCAUUCACCUGCUCAGACUGUGGGAAGGGAUUCAGUCAGUCAUCCAACCUACGGAAACACCAACGAGUUCACACUGGGGAGAGACCAUUCACCUGCUCACACUGUGGAAAGGGAUUCACUUUGUCAUUUGAACUGAAUUUACAUCAGCGAAUUCACACUGGGGAGUGGCCGUUCACCUGCUCAGACUGUGGGAAAGGGUUCAGUCAGUCAUCCGACCUACUGACACACCAGCCAGUUCACACUGGGGAAUGGCCAUUCACCUGCUCAGACUGUGGGAAGGGGUUUACUCGGUCGUCUGAACUGAAGAUACAUCAGCGAAUUCACACUGGGGAGAGGCCAUUUACCUGCUCAUACUGUGAGAAGGGGUUUACUCGGUCAUUUGAACUGAAGGCUCAUCAGCGAAUUCACACAGGGGAGAGGCCAUUCACCUGCUCAGACUGUGGGAAGGGAUUCAUUCACACAUCCAGCCUACAGACUCACCAGCGGGUUCACACUGGGGAAAGGCCAUUCUCCUGCUCUGAAUGUGGGAAGAGAUUCACUCAGUCAUCUACCCUACAGAGACACCAGCAAGUUCACACUGGGGAGAGACCGUUCAUUUGUUCAGACUGUGGGAAAAGAUUCAGUCAGGCAUCCAACCUUUUGGCGCACUUCCGGUUUCACACUGGGGAGAAAAUUUAAAUAAGCUGCAUGCUGGAUAUUUAACUAUCACAUUUGCUGAAUCCAGAGUUAAGUUCCAAACUGACUGUUGGUGUUGAACUCUGCAGUUAUUGCUGCUGUUCUUCAAACCCAGUUCUGCACCCUGGUCAUUGGGCAUGGGAGGAGUUUCUUCUGCUGGUGUUCACCUUUAAUGGGACCGGAGUUUAAUAUUCUGGAUCUGUGACUAAUAAAUCAGUUCUAUUUUAAGCUCUGUAUCGGGUACUUAGUUAAUUUACAACACACACCCAGUGUACAGGAAAAAGUCCUCUCAGUCCCGCUGGUUCCUGCCAGUUUUUCUAUUCCACAACUAUCCUUUUAAAUCCAUCCUUGCUGUCAAUUGAUCACACUCUCUGCGGUGAUGGAUUCCAAACAUUCACUGCAAUGUGGGUGAAGAGUUUCCCUUUGAAUUUUCUGCAUGUCAUUCUGCAGACUGAAGAAGACAAGCUGACUGCAGUGAUGCAACCAUAUUGCAAUCACUGCCUCCUAAGAGUUCCUUUAUCUUAAGCUUCCUAAUCGCCUCCAGUUCAUUACUUAACACCCGAUCCAGUAUAGCUGAUCCCCUAGUAGGCUCAAUGACAAACUGCUCUAAAAAGUCAUCUCAUAGGCAUAUAACAAAUUUACUCUCUUGAGAUCCAUUGCCAACCUGAUUUUUCCAAUCUAAUUGCAUGUUAAAAUCUCCCAUGACUAUCAUAACAUUGCCCUUUUGACACAUCUUUUC